UGCUGCUUCUUAUCUUACAACAACAACACACAUCCAUUUAUCUCAUCCAAAUUUGCUACUUCAAUCAAAUAUCAAAAACAUCUUCUGAACUUGUAUCAAAAACUUCAUAAUGGCUUCUGCAUCAAAAUUAUACUUGUUGGUUUCUCUAAUGGCAUGUUCCGUCCUACUUGCCUCUGCUGGUAAUUUUUACAGGGACAUGGAUAUCACUUGGGGUGAUGGUCGUGGUAAGAUACUCAACAAUGGACAACUACUUACUCUUUCGCUUGAUAAACCUUCCGGUUCUGGUUUUCAAUCCAGGAACGAAUACCUAUUUGGCAAGAUCGAUAUGCAAAUUAAGCUUGUGCGUGGCAAUUCCGCCGGUACUGUCACUGCCUACUACUUAUCUUCGCAAGGACCAACACACGAUGAAAUCGACUUUGAGUUCUUGGGUAACCUUAGCGGAGACCCUUACACUCUACACACCAAUGUGUUCAGCCAAGGAAAAGGUAACAGAGAGCAACAAUUCCAUCUCUGGUUCGACCCAACUGCCGAUUUUCACACUUACUCUAUCCUUUGGAAUCCCCAACGUAUUAUCUUCUCAGUAGAUGGUACUCCAAUUAGAGAGUUCAAGAACUCGGAAUCCAUCGGUGUUCCUUUUCCGAAGAACCAACCCAUGAGGAUUUACUCCAGUCUAUGGAACGCGGAUGAUUGGGCUACAAGAGGAGGUCUUGUAAAAACCGAUUGGUCCCAUGCUCCCUUCACUGCAUCCUACCGUAACUUCAACGCCAAUGCAUGUGUUGCAACUUCAGCAACUGCCUCUUCUUGUGUCGCGAAAUCUAGGGCAUCCCGCAACAACGCAUGGUUCACACAAGAGCUGGAUACGACGAACCAAAAGAGGAUGAGAUGGGUACAAAGGAAUUACAUGAUUUACAACUACUGUACUGACAAAAAGCGGUUUCCACGCGGCAUGCCCCCGGAAUGUGCUACUGCCAAUCGCUCUUAAAUCUAUAAUCAAUAUGUAGCACCAAUACUAUUCAUUUAUUCUUUUAUUAGAUCUGUUUCUUAGAGUUGGAAGAAAUGGUUCUUUAGAUUUUUACUUUAUAUAUGUAUCAAUGUAACGAGUAGAAUACACUCACGAGUAUAUUUAGUUUCUGUCAUAAGAAAAUUGUAUUAUCUUUUCAAAUUUGGGAAGAGGCGACUCACAUGGCGCGAUCUUAAUAAAUGAAAAGACACCGUGAGGAAAACAGCUUAUUGGAUUAAA
This is a messenger RNA of Papaver somniferum (opium poppy), 1240 nucleotides long. RefSeq names its product probable xyloglucan endotransglucosylase/hydrolase protein 23. Gene Ontology annotation, cellular component: apoplast; cell wall. The transcript has 3 exons. Bases 110 to 982 code for a protein of 290 amino acids. Gene Ontology annotation, molecular function: hydrolase activity, hydrolyzing O-glycosyl compounds; xyloglucan:xyloglucosyl transferase activity. Gene Ontology annotation, biological process: xyloglucan metabolic process; cell wall biogenesis. NCBI's taxonomy places the organism in Eukaryota, Viridiplantae, Streptophyta, Magnoliopsida, Ranunculales, Papaveraceae. The record is from RefSeq and is a predicted model, not a curated record.